ACGUCGCCGCAGCCGGGCACACCGUUGCGCCAUGUGUAGCGCAGCUCGUAUAAAUACCCGGCGAUGCCGAUCUUAGAGUAUCAGUCCUUUGCUUUAUCAUCAACGAGCAAGCAACACCAAAACAAAACCAACAAAAUGAUGAAGAUUAUCGUAAUCAUCUCUGCCCUGGUCGCUAUCGCCGCCGCUAAGCCGGACGUGUUGGCAGCACCUGUGGUGGCAGCUGCCCCCGCGCCGCUGGUGGCGGCCCCCGUGGUCACGGCCUCCAGCUCGCAGUACUACCACCGCUUCAACAACGGGCUGGCCGCGUACGUGGCCGCGCCUGCUUCAUAUGUCGCAUCCGCGCCCUACGUGGCGGCCUCGGCUCCGUACGUCGCAGCGCCCUACGUUGCUGCCCCGUACCCUUACUCCGCUUCCGUUGUCGCCGUUUAAAUUGAACUUAGCCAUGACUCGUUUAUGAUAUUUGGAAUACAGUUUGCUUACCCC
This is a messenger RNA of Cydia splendana, 483 nucleotides long. RefSeq lists its product as uncharacterized. NCBI's taxonomy places the organism in Eukaryota, Metazoa, Arthropoda, Insecta, Lepidoptera, Tortricidae. The record is from RefSeq and is a predicted model, not a curated record. The transcript is spliced from 2 exons. The coding region runs from base 64 to 429 and encodes 121 amino acids.